Molecule: messenger RNA, 2504 nt
Organism: Ahaetulla prasina
Lineage: Eukaryota; Metazoa; Chordata; Lepidosauria; Squamata; Colubridae
Product: GTPase IMAP family member 5-like
Exons: 3
Coding region: 134-937 (267 amino acids)
Molecular function (GO): GTP binding
Source: RefSeq, a predicted model, not a curated record
AGCAAUCGAGCCUUCCGUCGUCCGCCUGCUCGAUCCGCUGCGCGAUCUCCGGUCAGGGCAAAGCGCCUCUCUCGCUCUCUCCUGGAUCUGGAAUUUUGAGGAGUGAGAGAACUGAAGUGAUCUUGGAAGAGGGAUGGACACCGAGAGAGGGGCGGAUGCUGAACUCCGGCUGGUCCUGGUUGGAAAGUCCGGAGGCGGGAGGAGUGCCACGGGCAACACUAUCCUUGGCCGGAAAGUGUUCGAAUCGGCUGCAAAAACCACCACCCUGAAGUGCCAAAGGGAGCGGGGAACCUGGCAGGGCAUGAAGCUCUCCGUGGUCGACACACCCGCCAUGUUUGAUGUUGACAACUACACGGAGAUUGUGCGACGUGAGAUCAUGGCUUGCAUUCAGCUCUCCUGUCCCGGCCCCCACGCCUUCAUCUUGGUAACCCAGGUGGGACGCUUCACCGCCAAAGACACAGCCGCCUUGAAGUGUGUCCGGGAUAUCUUUGGGGCUAAGUGCAUCAGGCAUAUGAUUGUCCUCUUCACCUGCGUGGAGGAUUUGGAUGGGGCCCCCCUGCAGGAGUACGUCCGUAUGUCCGGCAACAGGAAUCUGCGUGACCUGAUCUGGCGGUGCAGGAAACGCUUCUGCGGGUUCAACAACAAGGCUACAGCAGCCGAGCGGGUGAGGCAGGUCUCGGAGCUGAUGGUGAUGGUGCAGAAAACCCUUUUCCAGAACAGCGGGAGAUACUAUGUCAACCGGCUGUAUCUCGAGCCCAACUUACGAGUUGAGCACAUCCGGAUGUUCAUUGAGCAGAACCGAAAGCCAUCCCGAAGCAUCAUCCACAUCCUCUUGGUCUUCUUCCUUCCACUCUGGUUGGCCUUUUGUGUUGGUGGACAGGUUUUUUCCUUCCUGAGAAAUGUAUUUGUCGCAUUAUUUGAAUACUUCUUCUCUUAAGUGUUCGAAUCCCAACUUUCUUUUGCCUCCAAGUCACAAAAAUGAUGGACAGCUAGUCCUUGAUUUAUGACCGCAGUGGAGCCCCAAAUUUCUGUGGCUAAUGGGCACAUUUCUGAACGGAGCUUGGCCCCAGUUUUACGACCUUUCUGGUCACCGUUGUUUGGCGAGUCGAAUCGCCAUCAUUGUCAAAACAGUUCUGAAGUGAAUCGGGCUUCCCUGUUGAUUUUGCUUUUCAGCAAAGGAGGGAAUCACUUGACAUAAAUGUGAGUCAGUUGCCGAGGUCUGAAUUUUGAGCAUGGGAAUGCUGCAACGGUCGUCAGGCUGGAUGGACCCAAGUCACACUUUUUUCUGCACCGUUGUAGCUUUGUACCUGUUGUAAGUUGAGGACUACUUAUAUUUUUUAUUCCCCUUUAUUCAAACCAUUGCAGAUGUGCAGGAAUACGUUUUCAUUCUGGUGUCCUUGGCGCCUCUCCUUUUUCCUUGGCCUGCCAAAACGGGCCUGGAGGUAUCAGCCGAGGGUCUUGGUCACCUUUCCUGAAAGCCGAUGAGAGAAGCAGGUUCUCAUUUUUGAAGAUCUUCCUCCAUCUUUCCCACGGGCAGCAGAAUUGUGUCCCCACCCCCGUUUCACCAGAGUUCCCCAACAUUUCCAGCAGAUUGCAGAUUGGCAGCGGAGGGAGAGUGGAUGUUCCGCGUGAGUGGCCGGCAUGCGUACGCAGCAUUUGUGUGACCAGUAUGUGUACGCCUGCCGCUUGCUUCAAUGGAGGGUGUGCAUGUGUGCUGUUUCCACAGCCUGGUUUCAAACCCCUCACAGCCCACUCUUUUCCUUUGUAAAUGGCACUGGAAAUGAUAAGAUAAAAAAAGAUUCAGAUAAGAUAAUAAAAGAAGAUACACGGUGGACACGAGAUAGAAAGAGAUGGUGAGAUAUGAGGAGGAUAUGAGAUAGGAUAAGAUAAGAUAUGAGAUAGGGCAGGGGUCCCCAACCUUUCUGGGUUGGCAGGGGAGGAUGAAAAGGUGAUUUUGUGGGGCAGGAAAGCACAGGAGGCUGCAGGCACCCAUGACGAGGCUAGCAUGAGGGGGCACAAGGGUCUGGGACGAGGCUCGCACGAGGGGGGCUGUGCAUGUGAGCAGAGGCGUGCACAGUGCCCGGCCACUCACACAGCCUGGGUGCAAUUAGCUUGUAGCAUUUUAAAGACUUCUUGUCUAAUUCACGGAGAUCUUUGUCAUCCUCCAGAGAGAAAGAAGACCCGUUAGUCAGGCACCCGGGCACACCCUGAGGUAAAAUCCAACUGCCUACAGAAGACAGGAGAAGAAAAAGGCGGGAAAGCAGUCCCUAUUGCAGGUAGUCCUCUGCUUAUGACAGUUCAUUUAGCGACCUCUCAAAGUUACCACGGCACGGGGGAAAAUGUGACUGAGCACCAUUUUUCACAGUUAUGACCUUUGCAGCAUUCCCCUCGUUCACAGAUGCUUGACCGGGGACUCACAUUUAUGACGGGGGCAGUGGCCCGUGUGUGUCACACAAUCCCUUUUUGCGAUCUUCCAAUGAGGCAAAGUCCACAAGGAAACUGGA